Umbelopsis ramanniana AG is the source of this 344-nucleotide messenger RNA. RefSeq lists its product as uncharacterized. Bases 19 to 222 code for a protein of 67 amino acids. Lineage: Eukaryota; Fungi; Mucoromycota; Umbelopsidomycetes; Umbelopsidales; Umbelopsidaceae. The record is from RefSeq and is a predicted model, not a curated record. The transcript is spliced from 2 exons.
CUGUCAUGCAAAUUUGUAAUGGUCAUCUCCAAGAAACCGGAAGAAGCUAGAAGCAUCCUUUUGCAAAGCAGACACAGCUGUCAAACAUUCCACAAGGCUCUUUUCUCCUUGGUCUUCACUCAAUUUUCUUUAUUCGUGAUUUACAUCAAGAAGAAAAGAAAAAUUGUGUAUGAAAGCUACAUUUCUAUAAAGAUAUUAGAAAGGCUAGUUGAUUCUAUAUGAAUAUACGUUUCAUAUACAUCAUGGCUCGUUAUGUGCUAUCCUAUAAAUGAACAAAUGUUACCUUUUAACGAUUCUUUGAGGCUUGUCAUUGAAUAUCUCGUCUCACAAUUGCAAAAUGGCUA